Molecule: messenger RNA, 456 nt
Organism: Fusarium mangiferae
Lineage: Eukaryota; Fungi; Ascomycota; Sordariomycetes; Hypocreales; Nectriaceae
Exons: 1
Coding region: 1-456 (151 amino acids)
Source: RefSeq, a predicted model, not a curated record
AUGGCCAAAUCAAAGUCCAAGACAGAGGCCUCAUCCGAGACCGACACCGCCCCCACAGAACCCGCUGCCCGUCCCGUGAGCACCUGCGGCAGCGAGCAUCUUCUUAUGACAACGCGUCGCCAAGCAUCAGAGCAAUACGCCAAAGCAGCCAAAGCCGAAAAGGCCUACCGCACGAAGAAGCGCGCUGCUCUCGCCCGCGCCAACUACAACGAGACGAAGACACACUUCAAAGAAGCAUUCUCGCACCUCUGGCUUGCACUAAAGGGCGUGUUUCCGGCGAUUAAGAACUCAAGAUAUCUUCUUGGUGAGAGGCGCGAUAAGAGGAGGCAGUGGGCUGAGAAGAAGAAGCGGGAGAGGAACCUGGAGAGGAAGAAGAAGCUUGAGGAGCAGUUAGCGAGGGAAGAGGCGGAGGCGGAGGCUGAUGGGGGAAAGGAAGAAGAUAAGGCGAAGGAAUAG